This is a messenger RNA of Hemibagrus wyckioides, 4587 nucleotides long. RefSeq names its product 4-galactosyl-N-acetylglucosaminide 3-alpha-L-fucosyltransferase 9-like. The record is from RefSeq and is a predicted model, not a curated record. Gene Ontology annotation, cellular component: membrane. The transcript has 4 exons. Lineage: Eukaryota; Metazoa; Chordata; Actinopteri; Siluriformes; Bagridae. Bases 230 to 1399 code for a protein of 389 amino acids. Gene Ontology annotation, molecular function: alpha-(1->3)-fucosyltransferase activity.
CACCAUCUUCUCUUGGUGUCAUCCUUCUGUAUCAAGUUAUGGGCAGAGCCUCAGAGCUCAACACAUGAGCAUAACACAGCUGCUGAUCCAACAGCAGGAGCUUCGGUGGACACCUUUAGAGGAUCUGAUGUGCAAAAAUUGAUGGGAAAGUGCAGAAGAGGAGUGUGUUCAGUCUGUCUGUCGGCCGCAGAGUCAGCGAGGAGAUAAACUCCAGUGUUAAAGGUAAAAGAUGACAACCAAACCUUCAGUAGGAUCGUAUCAGCAUGUCCUGCUGCCUCUCUUUCUGCUAUUUUGUUUUGGAGGAGUAUUUUACACCUACUACAAGCCCACUGUGAGCUGGUUCUCAUGCUCGAAUGUUCCAGUCUCCUCACAUGAAGUCUGCUCAGAUGAAUGCCUCAAGGUAUUGACAGCAAACUUUACCCAAAACACUACCACUCAUAACUACACUACGCAAAAGCUACUGCUACCACAACCGACCCCCAAACCAGCUGACACUGAAGAAAACAUCACCUUUUUAAUCUGGACAUGGCCUUUCGGGUUUAAAUUUGAUGUAAAAGCUUGUAGUCCACAGUUUGGUAUUGAAGGUUGUCAACUUACAGAUGACAGAAGCCAAUAUGACAAAGCCCAUGGAGUUUUGUUUCAUCACAGAGACAUUGGUGGUGAUUUCACAGAGCUGCUGAAAAGACCACGUCCUCCACAUCAGAAGUGGGUGUGGAUGAACAUGGAGUCUCCUGAUAAUUCAGGUAGAAAUGAUAGAUUUGAUGCUGUAUUUAAUCUUACAACAAACUAUCGAAGAGAUUCAGAUGUCUGGGUACCUUAUGGGAGAAUCAUAGAAAUAUCAGAGAAGGACAAACCCUUUAAGAUACCACCAAAGGAUAAAUUAGUGUGCUGGAUCGUCAGCAACUGGAAUCCCAACUUCAGGAGAGUGAAAUUUUUUAAUGAACUGAGCAAACACAUCAAAAUAGAAGCUUAUGGUAGACACUUCAAUAGGUACAUCAGCAGUGAAGACUACAGGACGAUUGUAUCAGGCUGUAAGUUCUACUUAUCAUUUGAGAACUCCAUCCACAAAGACUACUUCACAGAAAAGCUGUUCAAUCCUCUGAUUAUCGGCACGGUUCCUGUGGUUCUCGGUCCAUCCAGGGAGAACUACGAGGAAUUCAUUCCAGCAGAUGCAUUCAUUCAUGUGGACGAUUUCAAAUCUCCUCAGGAACUGGCAGAACGUCUCAAAUUUCUGGACCAGAACCAGGAGGUUUAUGAACGCUACUUCACCUGGAGACAACACUUCACUGCUAUAGGGGCACAUUUUGGUCUAGAACACGCUUGCCGAAGUUGUGAUCUUAUAAAAAGGAAUAAGUCCUACAGAGUGUUCAAAAAUCUCAAUAAAUGGUAUUGGGGUUAGCUAGCAUGCUACUGGCUAACAUGAACUUCUGACUGUAGACCCCAACAAGAUGAGCUUUUCCAGAUAAGACAUCAGACCUUUUUUUACUUCCCAGUGAACGGACCAUAAAUUAUUAUAAUAAUUUUUCUUCUAGGGGUUUAAUGAUGCACAUCUCCUACUAUUUUUAUACACAGGAAAGCAUAAAGCUGAUGGCUAAGACUGAACUGAUAGCUACACCAUCACAUUCUCUACUGUUCUACAUUCCCCCCCUUUGCUUUAAAUGCUACAUUGAUUUACCUUCUUCUUCUUCUUCUUCUUAUUAUUAUUAUUAUUAUUUUUACUCCUAACUGUCUCCCAGUGAUGGUUCUGUUUUUUUUUUUUUAGAGAAGUAAACUAUUGUGAAACAAUCAUCAACAAAUCAAAUGAAAUCUUUGUUAAGAAUGUAUAAAGCAGUGUCAUAAAGCACCAAUGAGCUGGGAAAGAUCCAGAUCUGUGCAUUCUGGUUUAUUUUACAUGUUGAGGUUAUUCUAACAGCCUUGAUCAUUUUUGGUACUGUAGUGUGGGAAUGGUGUCCCUUUCUUUUCCUUCUUCGUGUUUUAUUUCCAGUUAUCCCAGUGAUCCAGGGACAGACUUUCGAUCCACAGAGUCUAAACUAUUGCUUACUAAUAAUUAAUAAACUUAUUGCCAAAAACUCUCAUUUGUGUAAUGUGUGGGAGGCACUGGUCGAAGUGGGGCUCGAACCUGGAUCUCUGCGGUAAGCUCAUCACCUGCUUCCAGAGAAUUAGACCCAGAUACACGAUCAAGAAAAGUGUGACUUUAAUUAACAAACGUAAAAAUAACUAAAGACUUACACAGAAUAGAAUGAAUACAACAUGAAAAACAAACAUAUCUACAAGAUAAGGAGCCAAACAAUGACUGACCAUGCCUGAUAGACUGAGAUAUAUAUGUAUAUACAGGGCAAAGCAUGAGGUUGAACAGGGAACAGGUGACAUGGCAGAAAAAUGGAACAAUGGGAAGGGCGUGGCACAGAUCAUGAGCUCAUGUGGGGAACAAACAAUACAACAAACUAUGAUAAAACACCUGCCUGUACCCUCUGAUGGUCUGGUAAGGAACCGUCCUAGCAGCUCCUGACAAUUUGUUAGCUAAUCCGGUCACCCUAAGCUUCAGAUGUUAAUGGGUCGCCUCUAAAGAGCUCAAGAUCACGGCAUUUUGUUAUUAAUUUAUCCACUGCUUGUAUAAAAUUAACAGUAUGUUCAUGACAGUGGGCAGAACCUUCCUUCAAGCCAUAAAACUGAACUUUGGACUGCCUUGUUUAUCUUCAGCUCUAUAUUUCAUUAUUCUCAUUAAACAGAACUGUGGAGGCCAUAUGUUUUUAAGUGAAAAAAUCUUUGCACAUUCUACAUUAUUACACAGUUGUACAUGCCACAAUCAUUUCCCUCAAUUUUAAGCUUAUCAAAUAUACAGUAACUGUGCAUUUAUAUUUAUUCCAAUAUUACUAGAUGUUUUAAAUUCCGAGGUCGCAAGUCUAUUUGCUAAUGCAUUUCCCAUUCUGAGUUAUGACCUGGUCAUAUAUAAAUGGCAAUAGCAAUUAUUCUAUUUGCUCUUUCACUUCCUCUGGGUUGUGUCGGAACUCAGAGCCCCCUCCGAGUGGACAUAUCACAGGGUGGAAUUUUGUUUGUAUCUAUGACUCUUAGCUUUCCCAAUAACCUCCACAAUCUAUAAAACUUAGCCGAAAUAAAAGAGAUCUCGGUCAACAGAUGAGAAGAAGCAGGUUUCUUUAUUCAGUCAUGCAGUCAACAACAUGCAUAUCUGAAGAGAGCAGCUGGUCUCAAAAAACCCCGAAAAAGUCCCCUCUACUUAUACCCCAGGCGCCCCGGGGCGCCUCCUUUUCUCUAAUUUAAAUAUUUCCAGCAAUUUCCCAUUAUAUUCAGUGUAUGGCUACUUUAGUCCCUCCUUCCUUAGUUUACAUACGUUUUCCCAGUUCCCAUUAUUUUCGCAUUUGUCCCGAUACCGCCCCUAAAUUGAUACCAUCCUCCCCUCGAUGACGUCAAUUUUCCUCCUCACCAGUUCCCCUUAUUUUUAGGCUAAGUCAACCAUUUUUAUAAAAAUUGGCGCUUACUUAUAGGCGCCACUUCCUUAUUGACUUCAUUUGACCAUCACCUCUUAAAGGUGCUUCCUCGGCUCAUCCUGACCUCGCGCGUUGCCCCCCACAACAAUGUGUAAGUACCUUGUUCUCUUCCUCUAUGUCAUGAUGACUUUUCUCUCUACCUACUUGAUCUAAGUUUUGUUUUACUAAUUUUAAACUAAGCUGUGCCAUUAAGCUGCCUCAUAUCCUUUCCUCUUUUCAUCACUGUUGGUUGCUAGUAUUCCAAUGCUAUUGUCUCCUCUACCUGCCUAUCACUGUCAUGUCACAGUGACCUGGCCUACUUCCCACACUGUGUUCCUCCUGCCUUAGUACCCGCUCUCUUUUGCUGACUACAUAGUCACGCAAUAUGCACUUUACUCAUCUUCACUCAUUUCCCAUUAUUUUUUUUUCCUAGCUCAGUCAGCCCGCCGCGCUAUCUUCCGGAGAAGUCCCAGGGGUGCUCUGCGACGCUAUCGCCAGUAUCAGCUAUCCUGUUUGGCCAUUGAACUUACUGGUUUCCUGGAGCACCUAUCUGAAUCCUCUAUUCCUGAGUCUCCUUACCUCGCUCACCAUAUCGUGAGAGAUACCGUCUGUCUUGAUCAGAGCACCCAAUUUCACCCCACAACCUGUGAUCAGUCUACUCAGACCUUCUACUGGCAUUGGACACACACCACCUCUCAAGGCGUCCAGACUGAGGAUUUCCCUGUUGAGAUUUCCUCUAAUGAUUCUUCCUCUGACUCCUCUUCAUUUCCUAAUUCCCCUGACAUUCCCCAACUUUCUCCUGAAUUUGUGCCUAUGCCUUACAGUGUUCAUGAUAUUCCUCAGUCUUCUCCUGACUAUUCGCCCCCAACUUCUCCCACUGAUUAUUCUCCAACUUCUCCUCAGGAUCCCGAGAUUCCGUCUUCUACAACUGACCCUCCGGUCCCACUGAUCCCAUUGGAUAGGCUGGCUGACUGAGUUGUAACUCCUAAUGUUUCAAUAAAUCUCUCCUCUUUUCUGUUCCUUCAGUCCCAGUGUGGUUAUUACGCUAGCAUGCUGCCAUUAAUAAUUCUGCAUGUUUAUUAUGAAGACUAUGAGGCUAUAU